Fusarium pseudograminearum CS3096 is the source of this 1215-nucleotide messenger RNA. RefSeq lists its product as uncharacterized. Lineage: Eukaryota; Fungi; Ascomycota; Sordariomycetes; Hypocreales; Nectriaceae. Gene Ontology annotation, biological process: nuclear-transcribed mRNA catabolic process, no-go decay; RNA surveillance; nonfunctional rRNA decay. The record is from RefSeq and is a predicted model, not a curated record. The transcript has 2 exons. The coding region runs from base 1 to 1215 and encodes 404 amino acids. Gene Ontology annotation, cellular component: cytoplasm.
AUGAAGCUGAUCUCGCGCAAGGUCCCAAAGACCCUCGAGGAUGAGACCGUCUCUCUUCUCCCCGAGGAUCCCGAAGAUAUGUGGCAUGCAUACAACCUCAUUCUGCCUAGCGACAUCAUCCACGCUCAUGCCAUCCGUAAAGUAACUACAACCUCAAAUACGGGCAGCACAGCUUCUGAGCGUGUUCACACUGAGUUGGCUAUCAAAGUCAAAUCCACCUUCUUUGACCCCAUCAUCUCAUCGCUCCGCGUCUCCGGCACCGUUGUUGCAGAGAACCCCUACGUCAACCUAGGCUCUCAUCACACACUGGACCUUGAGGUCAACCGCCCAUUUACCAUCAUCAAGCCGGAAGGAUGGGACUCUGUCGCAAGAGCUACUCUCCAGGAGACUCUGUCCGAUGACAAAGAUGGUGCUGUGGCAGCUGUGGUUAUGCAAGAAGGACUUGCCAACAUCUGUCUCAUCACGGCGUUCAGAACCGUCCUCAAGGUCCGUGUUGAAAGCGUGAUCCCCAAAAAGCGCGAUUUGGCAUCCGACCAAGACGCAGGUAUGCGCCGUUUCUACGAAAAGACCCUGCAAACUCUUCUACGAACCAUGGACUUUUCUCAGUCACGGCCGUUGCUGCUGGCAAGCCCCGGCUUCGUUGCUGGAGACUUCAAGCAGUACAUCGCCAACAAAGGGCGAGAUAAGGCAGACAAGGUGCUUACAGCUCUGGCAAAGCAAGCUACCGUGAUUCACUCCAACUCUGGCCACGUCCACAGUCUUAACGAGAUCCUCAAGAGCCCCGAAGUUCUGUCUGGUAUGAAGAACAUGAAGUUUGCUCGCGAAACCCAAUAUGUCGACCAGUUGUUUGAGAGACUAAAGCUGGACGACGGACGCGCGUGGUACGGUACCUCUGUCGUCGAAAAGGCCGUGAACGACGGCGCCGUGGGACCCGGCGGCGGUGUUUUGCUGGUCAACAAUUCGCUUUUCCGAAGUGAAGACCUUGCCACUCGCAAGAAAUACGUCGCCUUGGUCGAAAAGGUGCGGAGCGAUGGCGGUGAGGCAAGGGUCCUUAGCAGUGAUCACGAGAGUGGUCAACGCUUGAGCAUGCUGGGUGAUAUCGCUGCCAUCCUCAACUAUCCAAUGCUGGAUCUUGAUGAAGACGAAGAAGAGAGUGAGGAGGAAGAAGAGGAGAAAGAUAUCCAAUUACCAAGUAUGGCUGAUAAUGUCAUCUAG